AUGAUUCUCAGCAAAUCACUCCAGUUGGUACUUAAAUCUAACAAUUCUUCCACAUUCAAAACUCUGGAGAACCAAUUGGUUGCUAUAAACAAAGGUGAAAGAACGACAGUUAGUCAAAAGGCCAACGAAGUUGAGCAGCUAUUGCCCAACCUUCUGGGUACAUCCAAGGCCAUUCUGAAUUACGUGAUAUUCUGUCACCAGGACGAUUCCCUUUGGCCAAUCUCUGAAGCCUCGGUGUUGAAAAAGAGAUUUGAUGAGAUUUUUGACUCCGUGAAGUUCAUCAAAGUGCUUGAUAACUUCAAGGCCAUUAACAAGGAUAUGGCAUUGGAUAUCAAAUUGCUAAAUAACAACGUGGGCCAUCUUUCUAAUGACAAAAAAAGGGCUUCUGAGAAGAAGAACACACUUGCGGCUGUGGAGAAUACCAUUCUCCAGUACAACUCUGAAAUUGAGCAGAUGAGCAACGAGCUACAGGUGCUGGAUGCAGAGGCAGAAAGACUUUUCAGUUCAAACCAGGAUUUCGAAAAGGUUCUGAGCGAGCUAGAUUCUUUGAAGCAACGUCUCACAAGUUUGCGUGAGCAAGAAGAUAGAUUGGAGGCGUCGAUUACCGUUCUCACAGAUUCUGAUGCAAAGCUGGAGGAGAGUUUGGGGAACUUCACAGAGACUUUGUCUCAGAAAAACAAGGAGUUAGAGCAAACACGGGCAGCACUAGAGUCCUUGAACUCCAAAUUGCAGACAGAACAGCGGCGUCUGAAUGGACUAGUCCGAGAAGAAGGUGAACUUGUCACGCUCACUACGCAAUACCAGAGUAACCUUGAAAAAAGAUUGCAAAUACAGCACCAAUUCGACGGGGAACUUGGUGACCAGGGUUUUGAGAUAAACUUCGAAAAAAAGGUUGAAGAUUUGUCAAAGUAUAUCAAGACUGAAGAGCCCAAGUAUGAACAGCAAAACGAGAAACUGCAGCAUGAAAUACGUCAACUAAGAGACCAGGUAUCAACAGAGGCUGAGCAUGCGAAGUACAUGAAGGCUGACAUAAGUUCAUUGACUACAAAAAACCAGUCCAUGACGAGGGCCAUAGAAGGAAUGGAGGUUAACACCACAAAGUUGGUUGUGGAGAAGGCACUUUUGGAAAAGCUUCUUGAGAAGCUGACUGCAUCAAAAUCAAAUAACAAGGCUGAUGUGCUUGCCAAAUCCAUCGAGCAAAGAGAAUUGACUAUUUUGGAUGCUGAAUCAUCUAUUGAAAGCCUCAACAAAAGCAUAUCCCAAGCGAGUAUGCACGGAGCAGUGAUGGCCAAAGUUGAGCUGCUGAAUGAGUCAAAACAAUCAGAUAUAGCGAUGAUUCAAGCUUUGAAAGAUGAAAAUGCAGACUUAUUCAAACUGAGAACUGGCCAUGAUUUAGAAGCUUCCGCAUGCAAAGAGCAGUGGGAAACUGCCUUUGAAGGUUUGAAAAGUAGGAAGGAUAACGUGCUAAACACUCACGAGCAGAUAGCAAGAGAGAAUACAAAGAUCCAGGACGAGUACAGCCGUUUGACAACAGAACUGAAAGACUAUCAAUCGAAGACCCGUGACAGUCAGAGAUUUGUUUUCAAGUUCAUUACGAAGGAAGAGUUGCCAAAUUUCUCUAAAAUUCUUGAAGACAGACAAGUGGAGUAUGAUCAAGCUAUGGAGGUUUAUGAAAGUGCAAAAGCUGCUCUCAGAAUCAACGAAGGGGCCAUUAGAAAGACUAAAGCCGAUCGCAUAUGUCCAACGUGUAGAAGGGGAUUCGACACUGAGGCAAUCUUCGACACAAUUUUAGAGACUCUGGCCAAAGCAGGAGAAGGUCUCAAGGCGAUAAUCAUGAAAAGUCAAAUAGAGGAAAUCAGAACUGAACUAGCAAAUCUACGUUCUAUUUCAGCAGAUGUUUCUGAAGUUCGGAUAAUGAGUGAAACGACGGACCGCAUGAAAACAGAAAUCAAAGCUGCUGAAGAUGCCCUGAACAAGAAAACUUCUGAACUUCAUCGAAGUGAGCUGGAAUUGAAAGAUGCGACAAAUGCGCUAUUGGAUAUGGAACAUCUUCGCGAGGCAGUUGGUCAGAUGAACAGGUUGAUGACCGAUAUUAAUCAAAAAGAAAAUGAGCUCCACGCUGUCAAGGAGCAGAUGUCUUCAAGCGGCUUACAAUCUGAAACAAUCGAGGAGUUGGAGUCUCUGAGAAGAACCAAGAUGUACGAGUGCAAAGCACUACGUGAGGAGCUCAAAGACCUGUUGUAUACUAAAGAAAGAGUUCAAAAUGCUCAAUCAGCUCUCGAAAAGGAAGUCAGCGACAAGCGUCUGGUGAUCAGUGAGCUAGAGAGAAAAUCUCUACAGUCGGUCAAUCUGAGAAAGAUUGUGGAAGAAAAUGUCCUCAAAAUUCGAGAGUAUACUGAGACUGUUGCCGUCAGCGAAACCAAGCAAAAAGAACUCAAAGAGGCUCUCAUAGCGGCAUCAGAUGAACAAGAAGCAUUCACGAGAAAAAAGACUUUGGAGUUGAAUGAAUUGAAGGCAGAACUUUCCAAAUUAUCUGCGAAGCUGAAUGAGUGGCACAAUUUAAAAGCCGCCAUAAUGCAAUAUGAGGAGCACGACAUCCUGCGACUGCAAAAUUGCCAGAGCAAGAUUGCUGAUACGAAGUCGACAAUCGCUCGUCUUAAUCAUGAAAUCUCAGAUUGUGAUUCCCUCACGAGAACCAUGGAGCGUGAUUUGUCAGAAACAGACAACCUGAAAAGAAACUUAAGGCUCAACCUAGACCUUCGGUCCAUAAGAAAACAGAUUGCAGCCACUGAAUCCCGACUAGAGAAGCUCGAUACACAAAACGCGUUGGUAAUGAGAGACGAGUACGUCAAAAAGAGUGAAGUUCUGAGACAAAAGUUUUCUGACUUGAAGUCAGUUCAUUCCCAGAAAAUUGGUGAGGUGAGUCAAAUGCAGAAAAACGCGCAAUUGCUGAGAAAUGAGCUCGAACGCGACUACAACAAGAUUGGAGAAAGACACAAAGAAGAGUUCACGAGGCUACAGACCAAAAUGCUGCUCUCAAACGAUAUCACAAUUUACUCCAAGGCUCUGGAUAAUGCUGUCAUGAAGUACCACAGUCUAAAGAUGAAGGAAAUCAACAAGAUCAUCGACGAGCUGUGGAAAAAGACGUACAGCGGUACGGAUGUGGAUACCAUUCUCAUUAAGAGUGACAUGGCAUCCUCACAGGUGAAGUCUGCUGGACGGUCGUACAAUUACCGCGUGGUUAUGGUUAAGCAGGACACUGAGCUUGAUAUGAGAGGCAGAUGUUCAGCCGGCCAGAAGGUCUUGGCCAGUAUCAUCAUAAGACUGGCUCUGGCUGAGUCUUUUGGCGUAAACUGUGGUAUAAUUGCCCUUGAUGAGCCUACUACCAAUUUGGACGAACCAAAUAUCGAGAGUCUUGCCCGGUCGCUGAACCAGCUCAUUGAAAACAGGCAGUCUCAAAACAACUUCCAGCUUAUAGUCAUUACUCAUGAUGAGAAGUUCCUGACGCAUAUGAAGGCUGCCCAGUUCACCGAUCAUUACUACAGGGUUAGCCGCAACGAACGACAAAAGUCAGAAAUUGGACUUAUCAAUAUCAACUCAUCUUAG
This is a messenger RNA of Kuraishia capsulata CBS 1993, 3606 nucleotides long. RefSeq lists its product as uncharacterized. Lineage: Eukaryota; Fungi; Ascomycota; Pichiomycetes; Pichiales; Pichiaceae. The transcript has a single exon. The record is from RefSeq and is a predicted model, not a curated record. Gene Ontology annotation, cellular component: Mre11 complex; condensed nuclear chromosome. Gene Ontology annotation, molecular function: double-stranded telomeric DNA binding; G-quadruplex DNA binding; single-stranded telomeric DNA binding. The coding region runs from base 1 to 3606 and encodes 1201 amino acids. Gene Ontology annotation, biological process: double-strand break repair; telomere maintenance via telomerase; chromosome organization involved in meiotic cell cycle.